Aspergillus nidulans FGSC A4 is the source of this 336-nucleotide messenger RNA. RefSeq lists its product as uncharacterized. The coding region runs from base 1 to 336 and encodes 111 amino acids. Lineage: Eukaryota; Fungi; Ascomycota; Eurotiomycetes; Eurotiales; Aspergillaceae. The transcript is spliced from 2 exons. The record is from RefSeq and is a predicted model, not a curated record. Gene Ontology annotation, biological process: mitochondrial respiratory chain complex IV assembly; protein folding. Gene Ontology annotation, cellular component: membrane; mitochondrion; mitochondrial membrane.
AUGUCUUCGAUUCUCCGUCGCCUCCAAGGAGGAAACCUGGAAGUAUUCAAGUUCGGCAUGUACGUUCUCUUUCCCAUCGGCUGGAUGUACUACUUCGGCACGAAUCUCGACGAGCGCUUCAGUGUCCCCGGGUUCUGGCCAACAGCCGAACAAUCGCACAAGAUUCCGCUGGAGAAGGAAGAAAUUGACCAGGAACUGGCGCGCAUGCGGAGGGUUGAUGCCUUGAAGAGGGAGCGGCGGGAGCGGCAGUUGGCCAUGCAGCAGGAACUAGAGGCCCAAUCUCAAGCCUUGGCGCAGGCGCAGGCGCAAAGUCAAAAUCAGUCGGUGUCGGAGUGA